This is a messenger RNA of Copidosoma floridanum, 2013 nucleotides long. RefSeq names its product kelch-like protein 10 (gene klhl10). Gene Ontology annotation, molecular function: protein binding. Lineage: Eukaryota; Metazoa; Arthropoda; Insecta; Hymenoptera; Encyrtidae. The record is from RefSeq and is a predicted model, not a curated record.
AUGCAACAGAACUCGAUUGCCAUGGACGUGGAUGAGAACAACAAUAGUAUAAACAAUGGCAACCACAACCUGCCGAUGAUGAUGGACGCGAGUGGGGGCGAGGCGAGCAAGGGAUGCUGCGCCAGUGGCAAGUGCCUGUUGGCCGACAAGACGAGCGGCCGGUGCAUGAGCACCCAGGCGAUGCAGUCCCUCUACGACCUGAGGCAAAACAACUUGCUCUGCGACGCGGUCCUCAGACUCGAGGACGGUGGCGUCUUCCCGAUCCACCGGGUCAUCCUCUCGGCUUGCAGCUCGUACUUUAGGACCCUGUUCACCACGUCUCUGCAUCCCAAGGAGAAGACGGACUUUUUGCUGCCCAACGUCAGCAGCAAGAUCAUGAACCAGCUGCUGGAGUACGCGUACCUGCGCACCCUCGACGUCAAACGGGACAACGUCUGCCAGUUAUUGAGCAGCGCCGACUACCUGAGCUUUCUCGGGGUCGUCGAGCUCUGUUGCGAGUAUCUCCGGGCCAACCUGACCCCGGAGAACUGCAUCGGGAUCAUGAGCUUCGCGAAGGAGCACUUUUGCAGGGGCCUCGAGAAAAACGCGCGCCUCUACAUCAUGCGGAACUUUGUCAAGGUGGCGGAGAAGAGCAAGGAAAUAUUGUUGCUGCCGAUAAACGAAGUGACGGCGUUGAUAGGGGAGGACGAGCUCAACGUGAAGAACGAGGAGACGGCGUGGGAGUUGGUGCUCAGGUGGAUCAAUCACGAGCCGGAGGGGCGCAAGCACCACAUCGUCGAGUUCAUGCGCAACAUGAGGCUGGGGCUCCUCGACACCCAAUUCUUCCUCGAAAACGUCAAGGAGCACCCGUACGUGGCGGGCAACGAGGCCUGUCGGCCCAUCAUCAUCGAGACCCUCAAGUUUCUCUACGACCUCGAGAUGAUAACCCUCAAGGACGGGGAACUCCCGACUCCCGAGAUCGCCCGGCCGAGGGUGCCCCACGAGAUAUUGUUCGCCAUCGGGGGCUGGUGCGGCAACUCGGCGACCAACCUCAUCGAGACCUACGACACGAGGGCCGAUCGUUGGGUCAAGGUGGAAGAGGGCGAUCCUAGCGGGCCGAGGGCCUAUCACGGCACGGCCGUCGUCGGGUUCAACAUAUACGUGAUCGGUGGCUUCGACGGAGUCGAUUACUUCAACAGCUGCCGGUGCUUCAACGCGGUCACCAAAAAAUGGCUCGAGGUCGCCCCCAUGAACUUUAGGAGAUCGUACGUGAGCGUGGCCGUGCACAACGACUACGUGUACGCGAUGGGUGGGUUCGACGGCUACCAUCGGCAGAACAGCGCCGAGCGCUACGAUUACCGGCGCAACCAGUGGUCCCUCAUCGCCCCUAUGAACGCCCAGCGCUCGGACGCCAGUGCAACCACCUUGGACGGCAAGAUUUACAUAACCGGGGGUUUCAACGGAAGGGAGUGCCUGAACACGGUCGAGUACUACGACCCCCAGACGAACCAGUGGACGAUGGUGGCACCGAUGAGGUCGCGACGGAGCGGCGUCUCUUGCAUCGCCUACCACGGCCGAGUCUACGUCGUCGGUGGCUUCAACGGCACCUCGAGAAUGUGCAGCAGCGAAAAGUACAACCCUGCGACCAACACGUGGGCCCGCAUACCCGACAUGUACAGCCCAAGAAGUAACUUUGCCAUAGAAAUCAUAGACGACAUGAUAUUUGCCAUCGGUGGCUUCAACGGCGUCCACACCACCUUUCACGUCGAGUGCUACGACGAAAAGACCAACGAAUGGUACGAGGCCACGGACAUGAACAUGUACCGCUCGGGGGUCUCGGCUUGCGUGAUAGCCGUACUGCCGAACGCCUACGACUACAUCCACAAGCACCGGGAGCGGCUGAUGGAGGAAAAGCGCCAGAAGCUCCUGGCUUUCGAGAACCAGCGCGCCCAGCACCAGCAGCAACAGCUGGCCAGCCGUAACGCUUACCAGCUCGCCCUCAUCAACCAGCAGCGACAGCAUCAGCAGAGAUGA